AUGUCCCAGGAGCAUAAUCCUGUUGUAGGCGAAGGACCUCUGGAGACAUUAGUCAGAAUUACUUUUGCAUUUGUGGAUUCCAUGGCACUUAAAUGUAUUGUGGAUCUUGGCAUUGCUGACAUCAUCCAUGCCCAUGGCCAUCCAAUCAGUGUAUCUGAAAUAUGUGCCCAUUUAAAAUCCCACCCUCCCAACUUCAGGUGCCUGAAACGUGUCAUGCAGAUUUUGGUUCAUAGAGACAUCUUCACCACUGUUAAUGUUAACCCCACCGAAUUCAAUGAAGAUGACACCCUUUAUUGGUUAACACCAGCCUCUAGGCUACUGUUACGACAUGAUGAUGAUGAUAUAAGCUAUGCUCCUAUGAUUCUUAUGCAGAAUCAUCCUCAAUUAUUAGCCGCGAUGCACCAUCUCAGCUCUGCCAUCAAAGAGGGUGGAAUAGCAUUUGAGAUGGCUCAUGGACAUCAUAUUUGGGAAUUUUUAUCUAGAGAUCAAGAAGUUAAUAGGGUGUUCCAUGAUGGGUUGGCAUGUACAGCAAAGAUUGGGUUCAGGGCUAUCACGUCACUGUAUAAAGAUGUAUUUGCAGAUGUUAAAUCGGUUGUAGAUGUAGGAGGGGGAACUGGUGCAGCUGUAAAUGAGGUUGUGAAGGCCUUUCCUAAUAUCAAAGGCAUCAACUUUGAUCUGCCUCAUGUUAUUGCCAUUGCUCCCAAGUAUGAUGGAGUUGCUCAUGUUGAAGGUAAUAUGUUUGAGGCCAUUCCUGAUGCUGAUGUUGCAAUCUUGAAGUCAAUUCUUCAUGAUUGGAACGAUGAAGAUUGUGUAAAGAUCCUGAAGAACUGUCAAAAAGCAGUACCAGAAAAGACAGGAAAGCUGAUAUUGUUUGAAUUAAUACUUCACAAAGAGGGGGAAGAGUCAAUGGAAGGCAUAUUACUUGCAUCAGACUUAAUAAUGAUCGCGCAUACUGGCGGGGGUAAGGAAAGGACAGAGCCUGAAUACAAAUCUUUGCUACAAACUGCAGGAUUUCCUCGUUACAGACUACUCAGUAACCCUGGAAUACCAUCUAUCAUUGAAGCUUUUGUAGAAUAA
Molecule: messenger RNA, 1077 nt
Organism: Chenopodium quinoa (quinoa)
Lineage: Eukaryota; Viridiplantae; Streptophyta; Magnoliopsida; Caryophyllales; Amaranthaceae
Product: desmethylxanthohumol 6'-O-methyltransferase-like
Exons: 2
Coding region: 1-1077 (358 amino acids)
Biological process (GO): methylation
Molecular function (GO): S-adenosylmethionine-dependent methyltransferase activity; protein dimerization activity; O-methyltransferase activity
Source: RefSeq, a predicted model, not a curated record